GCUUGCGCUGAUGAGGCAGGCAGAGGAGCGGGGGCGCGCGUUCACGGACACUCUCCUCAAACAAAGAGAAGCACGCGAGGCACCACAGCAUCCCACCAGGCAGGAAACGCUCGAAAAUUCAACUGCCCUCAGACAGAACCGCUCCGAAGCCACCAUGACUACUAACGGCGCCUCCAACGGAACCAGCGACAUGCUUCAGAUCCAGUUCGGCCUCAUCAACUGCGGCAACAAAUACCUGACGGCCGAGACGUUCGGCUUCAAAAUCAACGCCUCGGCGUCGAGCAUGAAGAAGAAGCAGAUUUGGACCCUGGAGCAGAGCGGCGACGACGCCAGCGGCAACGUGUUCCUCCUCAAGUCCCAUCUGGGCCGCUACAUCGCCACCGACAAGGACGGCAACGUGACCGGGGACAGCGAGGCUCCGGGCCCCGAGUGCCGCUUCAUCAUCACCGCGCACGACGACGGCCGCUGGUCCCUGCAGUCCGAACCCUUCGGCCGCUACCUGGGCGGAACCGAGGACCGGAUCAUUUGCUUCGCCCAGACCGCGUCCGUGGCGGAGAAAUGGAGCGUGCACAUCGCCAUGCACCCGCAGGUCAACAUCUUCAGCCUGACGCGCAAACGCUACGCGCACCUGAGCUCCAAGGUGGACGAGAUCGCCAUCGACAGGGACGUCCCGUGGGGCGUGGACUCCACGAUCACGCUGGUGUUCCGAGAGCAGCGCUACCACCUGCAGACCUCCGACAACCGCUUCCUGAGGAACGACGGCGCGCUGGUGGCCGCCACGGACAAGAGCACCGGCUACACGUUGGAGUUUCGCUCCGGCAAGGUGGCGUUCAGGGACUGCGGCGGCAAGUACCUGGCGCCGUCCGGUCCCUCCGGGACCAUGAAGGCCGGCAAGAGCGCGCGCGUGGGCAAGGACGAGCUCUUCCAGCUGGAGCAGAGCCACCCGCAGGUGGUCCUCACUGCGGCCAACGAGAGGAACGUCUCCACCCGCCAAGGUAUGGAUCUCUCAGCCAAUCAGGAUGAGGAAGGUGACCAGGAAGUCUUCCAAGUGGAGAUUUGCCGUGAGAACCGGAAGUGUGCGUUCCGCACAGCCGCUGGGAAAUACUGGACCCUCACUGCCAACGGAGGCCUUCAGUGCACCGCUUCCACUAAGUCAACUAAUUGCUACUUUGACAUCGAGUGGCGUGGGAAGAGGCUGACUCUGCGGGCCGCCAACGGGAAAUACGUUGCCGCCAAGAAAAAUGGCCAGCUAGCAGCCACCAUUGACUCUGCCGGGGAGUCUGAGGAGUUCAUCAUGAAGCUGAUCAACCGCCCCAUCAUCGUGCUGCGCGGCGAGCACGGCUUCAUCGGCUGCAGGAAGGUGACCGGGACCCUGGACUCCAAUCGCUCCUCCUAUGACUACUUCACGCUGGAGUUCAGAGAUGGAGCCUAUAGCCUCCAAGAUUCCACUGGCAAGUACUGGAUGGUCGGGAACGAGCAAGCGGUGGUGAGCAGCAGUGACACGCCCAUCGACUUCCUCUUUGAGUUUUGCGACUACAACAAGCUGGCCGUCCGCCACGUCAGCGACGGCAAGUAUCUCCGCGGCGACCACGCCGGCGUGCUGAAGGCCAACGCGGAUGACCUGGAGACGGCCACGCUGUGGGAGUAUUGAAGGGGUGGGGGACGCAGUCGUCACAACAUGGAACCCUCCCCUCGAAACAUCUACUUAUCCCCCCUCACCCGUCCUCAUAUGACAUCUUGUAUGACUUUAUAUUUUGAACUGCAUAGAGAGAAGAGGAAGGAUAGAAGAGGAGGUUAUUCUGUCUCCGUCCUUCCUUUCCAUCCCUCCCUUUCCCAGCUGCCGACCUAUAUGUUGCCAUAGUUACCACGGGGCUGUGCACUUUUUCCCUUGCUCCCACUCUGGUUCGCUGCUUGUCUCCCUCUCCCUAAUCAUCGCGCACCUCUUCCUCGCCUUAGCACCGACUGGUCUUCUUUCUACUCGUCUCUAUUGUAUAUUGGUGUUCUUCUACUCGAUCCCAAAGAAACAGAUUCUUUAUCUGCUUCCAAGACCUGGGGUCUAGUUUGCUGGCUCGAGUAGAAACAGUCUGGAAGCUUCUAUCAAAACCAGACCAGAUGUGUUUCCCAGGCCUGUUGAUUGAGUGUAAGGCCUUCUCCUUAACAUGAAAAUGUUCGUGUAAACUAGCUUCCUGUGUUGUCCUCUAGCUGUGUUCCUAUUGGUCGGUGGGGAGUCUGAUUGUUUGGGACCAAACAGGAUGUAGGAAGUAAAUGUCUCUCCCUAUUGUCCCCAGAUCAGUUGAAAAAUAAUUAAAAACAAACCCGGGUGCUAUCACUUCAGGCACCUCACCAGAAACAAAAGAAUAACAUUUUGGGCUUGGAGUGAUGUACAUGUCAAAGUCCAAGGCACAGACAUUAUCAUGACUACGUGAAAUAGGGAAACCCAGAAAUUAAUAUUUGAAAGCUGCUUUUUGGAUCAGAUGAGCACAACAUGAGCCUCAUUAUGUAUGUAGACCAAGCCUUGCGAUUGAAACUGGAUUCAACCAUCGCGGCAUCUCGCACAAACCUGAUACAACUGGACUGUGGUGCUACUAACGUAUGUGCUGUUUGCACCAACUAUUUUUUUUCCCUCCAGCCAAACCCAGUGAAGCAUCGCAUCCUUCACGAAGCGCUUGAGAGCCUUGUCGUUAACCAGAUCUGCUGCUGCUUCUCUUGCGUUCUUUUCUGUAUCGACUUUGACCAGUGUCAUAUCUGCCUUUUUAAAUGAGGUGUGACUAGUGUUUGAUUUUUUUUUUUUGGCUUGUCAGUGAAGUUAUAAGGCAGGAGAAGGAAAAAUAGGAUGUGUUCUACUUAAAUGUUCUGUUCUACAGUCAUGUAGCAGUGAAGCCAUGAGUCCUGACUUGUCAGUCUGUUUUCUCCAUUAAGCGCCUCCUUAUUUUAACUCAAUAAUUACUAGUACAAUGAAAUGAAAUGUGAUUGUAGCCAGCUCCUCAUGAAGGUUUAUUUUUAUUUUAUUUUUUUUAAAUGAAGGGUUAAGAAUCUCAAUUAACUAAAUGGUGCACUUAUCCUUAGAGUCUCCAUGGUAACCAAGGCUAAGACAAACUGAUGUGGAAUGGCAACUAUGUGGUAAUGACUGUGCCUUACGCAUAUGUUUUGGGCAGUAGGAAAUUAGAUGGGUUAAAAAAAAAAAAAAAGAUAAAAAUCCACAUCUUUGCUUUGUAUAACUGGAACUUCCUUUUUGUAUUAUUUUUAUAUAAUUUGUUUGAUAUUGUGGAUUCAUCUCUCGUGCCAUUGGUUCACCUGAAAUCCAACAACCAAUAAAACUGGGAUUUGGAACAA
Phycodurus eques (leafy seadragon) is the source of this 3333-nucleotide messenger RNA. RefSeq names its product fascin actin-bundling protein 1a (gene fscn1a). Gene Ontology annotation, biological process: establishment or maintenance of cell polarity; cell migration; actin filament bundle assembly. NCBI's taxonomy places the organism in Eukaryota, Metazoa, Chordata, Actinopteri, Syngnathiformes, Syngnathidae. The transcript has 5 exons. The record is from RefSeq and is a predicted model, not a curated record. Gene Ontology annotation, cellular component: lamellipodium; microvillus; growth cone. Bases 11 to 1651 code for a protein of 546 amino acids. Gene Ontology annotation, molecular function: actin filament binding; protein-macromolecule adaptor activity.